Micropterus dolomieu (smallmouth bass) is the source of this 1960-nucleotide messenger RNA. RefSeq names its product mitochondrial genome maintenance exonuclease 1 (gene mgme1). The record is from RefSeq and is a predicted model, not a curated record. Gene Ontology annotation, biological process: mitochondrial DNA replication. NCBI's taxonomy places the organism in Eukaryota, Metazoa, Chordata, Actinopteri, Centrarchiformes, Centrarchidae. The coding region runs from base 364 to 1419 and encodes 351 amino acids. The transcript is spliced from 6 exons. Gene Ontology annotation, molecular function: single-stranded DNA exodeoxyribonuclease activity. Gene Ontology annotation, cellular component: mitochondrion.
GCUGAGUGAUAUGAUGUUACACACUCCAGUACAGUAGGUGGCGGUAUGCACUUAAAAGUUGUUUGCAAUCCGCUAUUAACUAAGAAGAAGAAGAAGAAGUAGAAGACGAAAAUGCCGUACCCGGAAGUCCCAGCUACGGAAGUGUGUGCAACCGAACAGGCGCGUCGUUCAGAAACAGUUGUGUUUGUUUGGGCGAGUUACUCAGGAACAAGUCGGGGCAAGUACCCUCACCAAAAUGAAGGCAGAAAUCUUAAAUGUAAUGUAAAAGCAUUGAAGCCACUGUACGCAGGCCUAUGUUGUUAGAUAGCCAAUAGGCCUAAAUUUUAGUAUUUCAAGCUUGUAAUUAGUGUAAAAGUCGCCAGAAUGUUCAUUCUUAAGCGCGCGGUGUCCGUGGGAGGCAUUAUUGUUCUUCAAUGCACCUCCCUCUCUGUGGGCAAUUUCUCUACUAGCCAUUGCCUAACAUCCUCAAAGCGAAACAGCCCGUACAGCUCAGUGGACAGUGAGCGCUACUCUUCCCUUGUGAAGUCUGUCAUGUCAUCCAGGGUCAGUUCCCAAACCCCCGAGAGUCUCCAAGCGGAGGACGAGCAUAUGUAUGGACCUGUUGUCAAAUCUCAGGCGCCCUCCUCAAAACCAGAGAGGGUCCCUAAAACCCUUCAUCCCUUCUUACACUGUGAAGAGACUGCAGGAUCUGAGGAGCCAGAGUCAGGACCUCUUGCCCGGAUUGUGUUAAACCGAAACCAAGGCAGGUCUUUCAUACCGAGUGUGACUCGCAUUCUUCAGCAGACGCUUUCCCCAGAGCAGAUCUUCUACCUGGAGAGAUGGAAGAGGAAGAUGAUCGCAGAGCUUGGAGAGGAAGGCUUCAAAGAAUACACCCAGAAUUUAUUCAGGCAAGGGAAGCUUUUCCAUUCAGCUUUGGAGGACAUUCUUACAUCAGGGGCAACAUGGAAAAACAAAAAUCAUUCAGAGAGACCAGAGUGUCCACCUGAGGUAGGGGGAUACAUGGAGAGCAUCUCUCACAUACUGGAGGACGUCAAAGCAGUGAGAGCUAUCGAAAGCACUGUGCAACAUGACACGCUCAACUAUCUGGGAAUUGUGGACUGUGUUGCUCGCUACAGGGGUGUACUUUGUGUUAUUGACUGGAAGACUUCAGAGAAGCCCAAACCAUUCCUGAGCAAUACAUACGACAACCCUGUUCAGGUGGCAGCCUAUGCCGGGGCUCUGAACAACGAUGGCAACUACAAAUACCAGGUGGAAAAUGGACUCAUUGUAGUAGCCUACAAGGAUGGCUCACCUGCCCACGCUCAUCAGUUGAGCUCAGAGCUGAUGUUGGAUUACUGGAAAACUUGGUUGAUUCGUCUCGAAGAGUUCACAGAACAGAGAUCCAGUCAUGCAUCAAGUGCUUUUUCUGAAAAGAGAUGAGAUGUGUAAAGAGAAAUCUGCAAGCGCAUGUCCACUGUUACAGUUUAAGAGUGUACAGAAUCCUCAUGGCACACGACGCAUAAGUCAGGAUCCAGGACACGGGCUUUCCUUCUGCAUCCAGCACGCAGCAGGAGGGGAAGUUUGCGAGCAUGUUCCGGAUCAUCCUGGCAGCCUCCCCGCUCUUUCCAAACUUCCACGUCUGAUUCACCAAGCCAACGUGAGAUUCAUCCAGAGAGCUCACUGAGAUCCCUGAGCUGAUGCAGAACAGAGCAGAAUCCUGUUUCAUUAAUGAACUAUUAAACCUAAGAGAAUGACUCUGUGGCACACUAGACACUAAAGAUAUCAUUGCAUGGAUAGGCUUUACCUGUCUAUAGAGGGAAGGUGUCCUCCCGUAUCAUCAUGUGACACACUGCCAGUUUGCUGCUGGCUAUAUCUUUUUCUGCCGCCACUGCUUUGAAUUUAUUCACAUGACGAAGAUUAAUUCCUUGAAAAGAAAUAAUAAAGUUAUAUUUUUAGUAAAGUUAUUUACAAACAGGUGAAA